AUGUUGUUCAAAGCUCUCACACUCGCUUUCAUCGCCAUCAGCAGCGCCUCCGCUGCCCCCGAUGGCACCACCAACAGCCUGAACAGGCGCACCGGCACCCAAUACUGCGGUGAAGCCACCUGGGUUCCUCCACGCGGCUCAACUCCGGGGUACUGCAAAUGCCCCUACGAAGGCCAGAUCUACAAGCAGUACUCCUGCGACUGCCCCGACCCACAGACCCUCAAGAACAGAAAGUGCGUCAACAAGUGCCCUGACGAUUCAGAGUACAAGCCUGGUAGCUAUGGCAGCUGGUCUUGUGUCUGCGAUGACGACGGGGCUGCUUGGUCUUCGUCGUCUGGGCAGUGCAGCUGCAGGUCGGGAAAGGAGUCUGUUCAGGGGAAGUGUGUUGAUAAGUGUCCGGGGGGUACUACUCGACAGGGUGACGGUACAUGCAAGUGUAACGAUCCCAAGAAGGAGGUCUUCAAAGGUUCUUGUGUGGACAAGUGUCCCCAGUACUCCACUCGUCAGGAUAACGGUAGCUGCAAGUGUCAGGAUGACAAGGAGCUGGUCAAGGGUGUUUGCGUCGACAAAUGCCCUCAGUAUUCGACGCGUCAGUCUGAUGGCAGCUGCAGGUGCAAUGAUCCGAACAAGGAGAUUAGCAAGGGAGCUUGUGUGAACAAGUGUCCUAAGGAUACUACACGCCAAGCUGAUGGGUCUUGCAAAUGUGACGAUGGUAACAAGGAACUCGUCAAGGGCGUUUGCGUCUCGACAUGCCCUACCGGGUCGACCCGUCAGAGCGACAACUCUUGCAAAUGCACGGACGACAAGCAAGAGAUCGUCAAGGGAGCAUGUGUACUCGUCUGCCCGAAGGACACGACUCGCCAAAACGAUGACUCUUGCAAAUGCGAUGACAGCGGCAAGGAACUAGUCAAAGGCUCUUGCGUGCCUGGCUGUCCUAAGGAUUCGACCCGCCAAUCUGAUGACACUUGCAAAUGCACCGCCGAUAACGAAGAGAUCGUGAAGGGAUCUUGUGUCCCUGUCUGUCCCAAGGACUCAAAGAGGCAAGGCGAUGAUACCUGCAAAUGCGACGCAGAAGACCAAGAGAUCAUCAAAAACGUUUGUGUUCCUGUCUGCCCUAAGGAUUCCAAGAGGCAGGAGGACGAUACUUGCAAGUGUGACGCAGAGGAUGAGGAGAUCAUCAAGAACACUUGCGUACCAGUUUGUCCGAAGGAUUCGACAAGACAACAAGAUGACACUUGCAAGUGCGACGAGGACAGCUAUGAGAUCAUCAAGAACGCCUGCACACCUACCUGCCCUGAUAAGUCGAGCAGACAAGAGGACGAUACCUGCAAGUGUAACGAUAACGGCUACGAGAUUGUCAAGGGCACUUGCGUGCCAGAGUGUCCAAAAGACUCAAGCCGCCAAGAGGACGGCACUUGCAAAUGCAAUGCAGAUGGCUUUGAGAUUGUGAAGGACACAUGCACAGCUGAAUGUCCCAAGGACUCAAAACGUCAACAAGAUGGUACUUGUGCUUGCGACACCGAGGGCUACGAGAUCGUCAAAGGUGCCUGUGUCCCAGAGUGCCCGAAGGAUUCUACCCGCCAGGAAGACGACACCUGCAAAUGUGAUGCCGAGGGCUUUGAGAUUGUCAGCGGAGAAUGCAAGGAAAAGUGCCCCAAGGACUCAGAACGUCAGGACGACAAGUCUUGCAAGUGUACUACUGAUGGCUACGAGAUCGUCGGCGGGGAGUGCAAGCCUGAGUGCCCUGAAGGAUCUACUCGUCAGCAGGAUGACACCUGCAAGUGCGACACGGACGGUUAUGAACUCGUUAAGGGAGAGUGUAAGCCCGGGUGCCCCGACGACAGCUCUCGCCAAGAGGAUGGAACAUGCAAGUGUGCUGCCGACGGACAUGAGAUCGUUGGCGGUGAGUGCAAACCGGAAUGUCCUGAAGGAUCUACCCGUCAGCAAGAUAAGACUUGUAAGUGUGAUACAGCUGGCUACGAAAUCAUCAAAGGAGAAUGCAAGCCCGAAUGCCCCAAAGAUUCCUCACGCCAAGAAGAUGGUACAUGCAAGUGCACCGCAGCUGGCUAUGAAAUCGUCAAAGGCGAUUGCAAGCCAGAGUGCCCCAAGGGCUCAACACGCGGUGAAAAGGACGUCUGUAUCUGCGACGACAAACUCGCCGAGCUAGACACCAAGAAUAUCUGCACCUGCAAACCCGGCAACGAGCCCGUCAAAGACAAAUGCACACCCAAAUGCGAAGGCGAUUCCACCCGCGACAACGACGGUAACUGCGUCUGCAGCAAGCCCAACACCGUCCUCUCUGGUAAAAAGUGCGUCUGCAAAGACGGCUACAAACCCACCAAGAAGGGCUGCAAGAAAGACUGUGGCUCACACGCUUACGACAAAGACGAUGUCUGUGUGUGCAAAAAGGCCGGCCAGACGUUCAACGAAGACAAGACCUGCACGUGUCCUACUGAUACACGCUGGAACGGCAAGAUGUGCGCUUCAAAUUGUGGCUCUGAAGCGUGUUGGAGUAACUCCGCCAAGGGAUGUGUCUGCAAUAAAUCAGGCAUGGAUUUUGACAGUGGGACGAAAACAUGCUCUUGUCCUGAUAAGAAAGUAUGGUCCGAUGGACAGUGCCACAUAGAUUGUGGCAAACUAGCUACAUGGCACAAAAAGUCUCAAACCUGUAUUUGCCCUAAAAAGGGUCAAACCUUCAACCCUACUACUCUCGGCUGUGGAUGCACAGGUGGUAAGAUAUGGAGUGGAAAGGAGUGUAUCACCGACUGUGGAGAUUACGCCUCGUAUAACUCCCGAUCAGGCACGUGUAUUUGUGACAAGAAGGGCCAGACUUUUGAUGCAGAUGAGAAGACUUGUGGAUGUCCCGAUGGAAAGGUUUGGUCGAAGAAUCAGUGCACUGUUGACUGUGGUGAUGCAGCUUCGUGGGAUGGUCUUUCCAUUUACAUUAUCUUUUCUCUCCAAGGAAUAAGUCAGGCAGACCACAAAUCACCUUUCUCUUCAAUUCUGUGUAAAGACCAACAUCUUAUUCUCUUCCAACACAUCCUCCUCCCCACCAAUAUCAUCACCAACUCAAAAAUCUCUCUCUCCCUCGAACAAAAGACCCGUCUCCUCGCCCGCCAGAUCCAGCGCUUCCACGAAUACAGCGUUGGGACAGGUCGACCCAACAGCAAGAUCAUCAAGAGUCCUGACGUCAAGCUCGCUGCAGCUCUUGAGCCUGUCUUCGGCUUGUACGAGUCCGGCGACACAAAGGCCACCCAUGAGUCGUGGCCGUUUUACUGGCAGCUACCUGGCAAGGGGCGCGUCCUCACGAGAGACCUGGAGUGGUUCAGAUACAUGGGGUAUAAGCUGCUCCACAAUGGCAAGGUGAGCGCUUCAGACCUGCCCAAGGCUACUUACGAGGAGCCGCCCAAGCAGAACUGGGAUGAGCUGUACGGGCCUCCGGCCCCCCAGUACAUCGAAGUGCAGAGGGAGACCAUGUGGGCUGAGACUGGGAACGAUGACGCUUGGCCUCGAGUCAACGAAAAGCCAAAGCCGCAAGUCACAGUCUUUGAACGCAGAGGUCAAGACACUGGGGAGUACCUGUCUUCCCAGAAUCUGGCCCAUGGGCCUGAAGAUGGCGAUCUCAUCACAUUGGCUACGGACUCUGUGCCCGUCAACAAAGCUCUUUGCGACUUUGAACCCCUGUGUCUUCAAUAA
Messenger RNA from Fusarium odoratissimum NRRL 54006, 3696 nucleotides. RefSeq lists its product as uncharacterized. The coding region runs from base 1 to 3696 and encodes 1231 amino acids. Lineage: Eukaryota; Fungi; Ascomycota; Sordariomycetes; Hypocreales; Nectriaceae. The transcript is spliced from 2 exons. The record is from RefSeq and is a predicted model, not a curated record.